CUCGGGGCGGUCGCGGCUCUCGGCCAGCCGGGGCCCUGCGGGGUGCGGUGCUGCCGGCGGAGGGUCCGGGCCGCGGGACUCCUUUAGGAUCUGAUUUUUUUUUUCCCUUUGUUAAAUAAAAAUGCCUUCCUUGAGUGGAAAAGCUCAGACUGUCUUGGGCCCUGUGGAGCCAGACUGCCUUGGCUACACGUUGACUCAUGAACACUUGACUAUGAACUACAGCAGCUGCUUCUGUCCACCAUCUCCAGGCCAAGAGCCUUUGUCUAAUGGGCCCAUUGAGAUGAAGAACUUGUUUUGGAUUAAGCAAAAUCCCUACAGCCAUAAAGAAAACCUUCUUUUGUAUCAGGAGACAGAUGCUGUGAGGGAGGAGCUGCUGCAUUUUAAAGCAGCAGGUGGUGGGACGAUUGUGGAAAACACAACUACAGGAAUUGGCCGGGAUAUGAAUACUUUGAAGAAACUUGCUGAGGAAACUGGAGUUCAUAUUAUUGCUGGUGCUGGGUUUUAUGUGGAUUCCACUCAUUCUUCUCAAACACAGGCCAUGACAGUGGAGCAGCUGACAGAGGUUAUUGUUGAUGAGGUACUCAAAGGAGCAGAUGGGACUAAUAUCAAGUGUGGUGUGGUGGGAGAAAUAGGUUGCUCCUGGCCUUUGACUCCCAGUGAACACAGAGUGCUUCAGGCAACAGCAGAGGCUCAGUCACAGCUUGGGUGCCCGGUUAUCAUCCAUCCUGGCAGGAACAGCGACUCCCCUUUCCAGAUUAUCCGCAUUCUGCAGGAAGCUGGGGCUGAUGCUUCAAAGACAGUCAUGUCUCACCUCGACAGGACCAUAUUUGAUAAAAAGAAACUUCUCGAAUUUGCUAAGCUUGGAUGUUACUUAGAGUAUGACCUGUUUGGUACAGAACUCCUUCAUUACCAGUUCCAUCCGGAUAUUGACAUGCCAAAUGACAAUGAAAGGAUUGCAAGGAUUCGUACGCUGAUUGAUGAAGGCUAUGAAGACAGAAUUCUGAUGGCUCAUGACGUGCACACCAAGAACAGGUUGAUGAAAUAUGGAGGUCAUGGAUAUUCACAUAUCCUAAAAAAUAUAGUUCCCAAAAUGCUAAUUAGAGGCAUAUCCCAAGAUAAAAUUGAUAAAAUACUCCUAGCAAAUCCAAAGCGGUGGUUGACUUUUAAGUAGGAACAAUGAAUAAAUAUGCCUGAUUUAUAAGGAAGCCUAAUAAAAAUCAGAUUACAGUAGAGUAGUCAUUUUAAAAAAUUUCUGAAAAACUAAAAAUGAAGUAGAUGCAAACAAACUAAUUGUAACUUUUCUUUUUAAUUAGAACAUCAAAAUUGUGUACUGCUUCUACAUUUUCUCCCUUCUAAAAGUUUGCUCAGGAAUGAUUUACUGAAUAUGAGCCUACCUACAGAAUCUUUUCAAUUAAAAUUCUAAAAUAAUUGCUUCAAAAGCAUAAUCUAAUACUGUUACUGAAUGUUACCUCCAAACUACUUCUGAAGAUGUGUCACCUGGAAGGAAAUUUCCUUGGAAGGAAUUUAUGGUUUUCAGUUAAAUUUCCUGUCUUCAGGGGCUGAUUUUAAUCCUUGUAAUACUGUCAAUCUUUUCAUUAUCCUCAUAUUCUUUGAGUAAUACUUGAUUGAAAGGUCUGGAAGUUUUAAUAAACUUCCAUUGACAAGAGAAGGCAAGAGGAAUCUCAAAUCAAAAAAGAUAAGGUUUCUUUCUAGUUUAACAAUUUACUUAGUUGUAACUGAAAAUGUAAAAAAUACAUGGAAAAAUAUAUUUUUGAAUAAAGCAUUUUGACCACCUCUUAAA
Messenger RNA from Haemorhous mexicanus (house finch), 1801 nucleotides. It is a transcript of the gene PTER, whose product is annotated as phosphotriesterase related. Lineage: Eukaryota; Metazoa; Chordata; Aves; Passeriformes; Fringillidae. The transcript has 5 exons. The record is from RefSeq and is a predicted model, not a curated record. Gene Ontology annotation, biological process: catabolic process. Gene Ontology annotation, molecular function: zinc ion binding; hydrolase activity, acting on ester bonds. Bases 122 to 1171 code for a protein of 349 amino acids.